Molecule: messenger RNA, 1050 nt
Organism: Grosmannia clavigera kw1407
Lineage: Eukaryota; Fungi; Ascomycota; Sordariomycetes; Ophiostomatales; Ophiostomataceae
Product: taurine catabolism dioxygenase
Exons: 5
Coding region: 1-1050 (349 amino acids)
Cellular component (GO): cytoplasm
Molecular function (GO): 2-oxoglutarate-dependent dioxygenase activity
Source: RefSeq, a predicted model, not a curated record
AUGCCGUCAUUAGAUUCGUUCCCACAAAAGGUGGACCAGAGCAUUGCAAGGACUCGCUGCCUUAAGCCUCUGGUCUAUUCCGGUUCUCUAGAUCACUUCAGCCAUAAUGACCUGACGCCUUGUAUCGGACGGGAGUUCAACGACCUCCAGGCCGUGGACCUACUAGACGCCGACGAGCAGGUGUUCACAGACUUGGCAGCUACCAUUUCGGAGCGUGGUGUUGUCUUCCUACGUGACCAGCAACUCACACCGGAGCAGAUGAAACAAUUUUGUCUGCGGAUAACCCGAGCUGCUGGAUGCCCAGAAUCUUCUGGCCUGCACAUCCACCCUCUCACGGAGCCGAGCAGCGAGCUGGGCGACCAGAUCAGCGUCAUCAGCAGUGAGAAGCAGAAGAAGGGCGGCGGCCUCACGCACCAGCUCAACGACGUCAGCCGGUUUGCCAGUACCGGCUGGCACUCAGACAUCUCGUUCGAGACCGUCCCGUCGGACUAUGCCAUGCUAAAGAUCCACACCUUGCCACCCACCGGAGGUGAUACACUCUGGGCUUCUGGAUAUGAGAUUUAUGACCGUCUGUCCCCCAACAUGCAAGACUUCCUUGAGGGGCUCACGGCGACGCAUGACGCCAUGUUCUUCCACGAAGAAGCCGAGCGUCUCGGCAAUCCCAUCCGCAAGGACAUCAGGGGCUCCCCACUUAAUCAGGGUGGAAACCUCAAGGCGACACACCCUGUGAUUCGGACAAACCCUGUCACCGGGUGGAAAUCUGUCUAUGUGAACAAGGGCUUCACGAAGCGCAUCAAUGGCGUGACGAAAGACGAGUCAGAUAUGCUGCUCAGCUAUUUGCUUAACUUGGUGACCCAGAACCACGACGCCCAGGUCCGCUUCCGUUGGCGCAAGAACGACAUGGCGAUCUGGGACAACCGCAGCACAUGGCAUUGCGCCACAUACGAUUAUGCCGAUGCCCGGGCCGGUGACCGGGUGUGCUCGCUGGGUGAGGUACCCUAUCUAGAUCGGGACAACAGCAAGAGCCGGAGGGAGGACUUAAGCACGUAA